Messenger RNA from Verruconis gallopava, 1153 nucleotides. RefSeq names its product vacuolar transporter chaperone 1. The coding region runs from base 229 to 651 and encodes 140 amino acids. The transcript has 2 exons. Lineage: Eukaryota; Fungi; Ascomycota; Dothideomycetes; Venturiales; Sympoventuriaceae. The record is from RefSeq and is a predicted model, not a curated record. Gene Ontology annotation, cellular component: fungal-type vacuole membrane; vacuolar transporter chaperone complex.
AGCGAGCGAACCAGCAGAACUAGUCCGUCCUUCGUUGACAUCGUACAUCACGGCUCUCUAGAUAGAUUCUGAGCCGCACACCUUUUCUUCCCGAAUCUUACCUCACCCCGCUCGCCGAAAAGCUGCUUCAACCAUCGACUGAGAUCCUGACCACAAGGCAUUAGAGCCUCUUCCCGCCGAGUUUCGUCGAGCUGCACCUCCAUCAGGCUCUCUAAGCUCUCCGCUGCAAUGUCGACUCAGCCCCUCCUCCAGACAGCUCCAGGCAAACGCAUCGCCCUCCCGACUCGCGUGGAGCCCAAAGUCUUCUUCGCCAACGAGCGCACCUUUCUCUCGUGGCUGAACUUCACCAUCAUCCUGGGUGGCCUGGCCGUCGGUCUGCUCAACUUCGGCGACCGCGUUGGUCAGAUCAGCGCCGCCAUCUUCACGACCAUAGCCAUGCUCGCCAUGCUGUACGCUCUGUUCACCUUCCACUGGCGGGCCGCCAGCAUACGGAAAAGAGGCCAGGCGGGCUUCGACGACAGGUACGGACCUACCGUGCUAGCCAUCGUGUUGCUCGCCGCAGUGAUCGUGAACCUUGUGCUUAGGCUAAGCGAAUUUGGAAGCAAGGAUAAGAGCGGAGCAAAGACGGUCAGCACGCAGAUCGUUAUGUGAAGAAAGGACGUUGCGCUGUGGCUGGACUUGGUCGGCAAAGGCGCACAAAGUGGUGGCCAAGUCGAUCGGUUCAUUUCUAGACAUCAAAGUCGAUGGAUGGAAAGUAGAACGGGAUCAGGCAUCCAUGUUGCUGACAGGCAAGUGGACGAGCGGACAACGGCAGAGAGAGAGAGAGAGAGAGAGAGAGAGAGAGCAUGUGGAAAAUUUAUUCUCCCUGUUAUUUGCAUAGGACGGAUCAUUGUACAUACGGGUGGAGUUUGGAAUCAAAGUCUCUUACGAAGCUAGAGCCGCUGCUGUUGGGAGAGAGUUCGAUGACGUGAGCGUCGCCUCUCAAGCUAUUGUCCGCGUUUUGUUUAACACCAGAUUUUGUCAAGGAUCGGCACAAGCGAAGAAAAGGGUAGCUACUCGCGAGGUCCAGAUACGAGUCAUUCCUGAUUGAAGACUAGCUUCUUGUACAUAGAAUGACUUAGGACUCAUGACAAAUGCAAACCGUCGUCUUCAA